AUGAAUGCGAUCAAAGUUAAACGUGGUUACGCUAAAGGUACCCUGACACGUGCAGCACAGUAUGCAGAGUCGCUGCCAGUUGACAUUACUCUUGCUGAACUUGAGAUUCGGUUAGAAAGGCUUCACCAAGCUUGGUUAGAUUUCUUGUCUCUAAAUCAUGAAUUAUGUGAGUUUUGCGAUGAUGCAAACUUUGUUGACCCGGGUCUUGAAUUUGAAGAAUACGAAGAAAAAUAUUUAAAAACACAUUCAAUUUUUACAAAUCAAAUUCGUCACUUUAAUUCUCAAAAUAACAGUGCUGAUGAUUCAAUAAUAGAAAAAUUAGCAGAUCAACAGACUUCUUUUUUAAAAACAUUAAACUCCGCGACACAAAAAUCAUCGGUUAAGCUGCCUACAGCUAAUAUUCCUAUUUUUGAUGGAAAGUAUGAAGACUGGCCUGAGUUUAAAGAUCUUUUUUUGAGUUCGGUUGACCGGAACACUAACCUGAGCGGUGCUCAAAAGUUUCAAUACCUUAAGUCGUUUCUGCGCGGUGGUGCUUCGGGUUUACUUAAACACAUGCGGUGUUCGGAAGAAAAUUAUGUUGAGGCAUGGGAUAGGCUAGAAGCAAGAUACGAAAAAAAGAAUCUCAUUGUUCAGGCCUUUGUUGAAUCUUUUCUUUCGUUACCUUCGUCUAAUUCUGAAAACAUUCAGGUACUCCGUAAGAUAACAGAUGGUGCAGAUGAGGUCAUCCGAGGGUUAAAUGCAUUACAAUCUAAUAAUCGCGAUCCGUGGCUAAUAUAUUUGCUAUUGCAAAAGGUCGAUCCAGACACACGACAGGCGUGGGCUGAUAACUUGGGAGCACAAGAAGACGCUACAAUAGAUCAGUUUUUGACCUUCUUACAGACUAGGUGUAGUAAUUUAGAGGCGUGUACUUCACUAACCCCAACAAGAAAGAAAACCAUUACACCAGUUCGGUCACAUUUAGUGGAAUCAACACAAAAUUGCCCUAAAUGUCAUGGUGGUCACAUCUUACCUCAAUGUACGGAUUUCAUUAGUCUCGAUGUCGUUUCUCGUCGUGAGUUUGUCAAAAAACAUUCAAUUUGUUUUAACUGUCUCCGUCAAGGUCAUGGUUCGUAUAAAUGUCGGUCAAACUUUCGGUGUAAAACAUGCAAGGCGCGUCAUCACUCACUGGUUCAUCCUACACACAAUCCAGCAACUGAACAUUCUUCUUCUAAUGACCUUCAAAGUAAUAAUACAACAUCUCUUCCAAAUCCUCCGAUUGUUUCCAAUCAUUCGCUUGAAUCUUCUCGUGCGUCUCAUACAAUUCUUCCCACAGCAAUUGUUAAGAUUCAAGAUAGCCAGGGAUUUUUUCAAACCAUACGCCUUUUGCUCGAUACAGGUUCUCAGGUUUCGUUUAUAACCGAACAUGCUGUUCAACGCCUGGGCCUUAAACGCAAACUAUCUCGAAUUCCAAUAUCUGGAAUUGCAUCAACUUCAGCUGGUGUAACUAAUGGUUUAGUUACCGCCAAUCUUCACUCUCGAUUUAAUUCUAGUUUCGUUGAAGUUGAUUGUUUCAUAAUUUCAAAACUUACUUCAGUAUUACCUUCGUGUUCCAUAGUUAACAUUGAUUCAAGUCGUCUAUCAUUCGAUCUAGCAGAUCCAACUUUCAAAGAGCCUGGUGAAAUUGAUAUUUUGAUUGGUGCAGAUAAGGUGUUCAGCAUCAUAACUGGCCCUGCAACCCCAGCAGAGCAUCAAGUACCGGAAAGGAUUCCUACUAUUUUUGGUUGGGUUGUAGUUGGUCAAUUUAAUCAGAAUACUUCUGGACUUGUUACAUUCUGUACCCAGUUAGAUUUCAGCCAAGACUUUGACCUCGAAAGGUUUUGGAGAUUAGAAGAAGUUUCUAAUGUACCUGUUCUUUCUUUAGAAGAACAACAAGCUGAAGACAGUUUUGUGAAUACUCACAUUCGUCAUUCUGAUGGAAAAUUUAUGGUGGAAUUGCCUUUCAAGCCCAAUCAAAGGACUUUUUUUGGAAACUCUUUUUCAGUUGCUUUCAAUCGUCUGCAGUCAAUUGAAAGAAAAUUCGCAUCGAAUCCUGAUUUAAAAAGUCAAUAUUCAAAGUUUAUGAACGAAUACUUGGAAUUAGGACAUAUGAAAGAGGUGCCACCGAAUGAGAUUGCAGUUGAUAACAACAGGUGUUACUACUUACCCCAUCAUGCUGUAUUUAAGAGCGAUAGUAGCACAACUAAAAUAAGGGUGGUUUUUGACGGUUCAGCCAAAAGUUACAGUAGUAUGUCAUUAAACGAAUGUCUUCUCGUAGGUCCUACAAUUCAGCGUGAUAUAUUUUCGAUAUGCCUAAGAUUUCGACGACACAAAUACACAAUAUCGGGAGAUAUAGAGAAAAUGUAUCGUCAGAUAUGGGUGUCUCCUAAGAAUUCUGAUUUUCAAAGGAUAUUAUGGCGGGAAUCACCUGAAGGUCCAGUCAAACAUUAUCGCCUUCUUACAGUCACUUAUGGCACGACUUCAGCACCUUUUUUAGCAGUUCGCUCCCUCCAACAGGUAGCACUUGAAUCCGCUCUUUCACAUCCUGUUGCUUCGUCGAUUAUCCUCAACGAUUUUUACGUAGAUGACGUAAUGACCGGGGCAGAUUCUAUCGAUGAGGUGAUCAAGCUGCAAGCUGAUCUAGUCGAAUUAUUAAAAUCUGCUGGCUUCCAUCUCAGAAAAUGGACAACCAACUGCUGGCCUUUGCUUUUGUCAAUACCAGAGGAACAAAGAGAGCUGUCUCCAGUUGAUUUUGAGGAAUCGAGUUCAGUUAAAUUAUUAGGAUUGCAAUGGUGCCCAUCGAGAGACUGUUUUUCUUAUAAGGUUCGCUUGGAUACAUCCAAAACUGUCACUACACGUCGAAUACUUUCGGAAGCAUCUAAAAUUUUUGACCCAAUCGGAUUUUUGGCCCCAGUUGUUGUUGGUGUGAAAAUAAUAAUGCAGAACCUCUGGAAAGAAAAGUUAUCUUCGGACGAAGUAGUUCCAGAGCAUCUGGUCGAUCGUUGGACAUUAAUUCAUCAAGACCUUCAUCAACUUGAAAAUUUAAGUAUCCCUAGAGUAAUGUGGUCGGACAAAAACAAUUAUGAACUACAUGGCUUUUGCGAUGCUUCUUUAGACGCCUAUGCAGCCGUCGUUUAUUGCAGAAGUGUUAAUCCAAUAAACGUGUUAAUCCAGAAAGUGUAUCGGUUUCUUUGGUAG
This is a messenger RNA of Eupeodes corollae, 3213 nucleotides long. RefSeq lists its product as uncharacterized. The record is from RefSeq and is a predicted model, not a curated record. Gene Ontology annotation, biological process: proteolysis. The transcript has a single exon. Bases 1 to 3213 code for a protein of 1070 amino acids. Gene Ontology annotation, molecular function: aspartic-type endopeptidase activity. NCBI's taxonomy places the organism in Eukaryota, Metazoa, Arthropoda, Insecta, Diptera, Syrphidae.